Molecule: messenger RNA, 4346 nt
Organism: Hyla sarda
Lineage: Eukaryota; Metazoa; Chordata; Amphibia; Anura; Hylidae
Gene: ATXN7L1
Product: ataxin 7 like 1
Exons: 11
Coding region: 507-2708 (733 amino acids)
Source: RefSeq, a predicted model, not a curated record
GGGCAACUCAGAAACUUUUCCUCUGGACAAGUUUUGAUAAAUCUCCCCCCAUGCUGUUUACUGAAGAUCUGCAUCAUCCAUGCACUGGUGCCUUUACCUGUGCCCAAUUUAGUAGGCCGAUGCACAUACACUGGCAUGGAAGUCUUUGGCAGCUGUAGUUCCCAGUUAACUAUGUCAUGACUAGUCCAGUGGAGCUGUUUUACUAUUUUAUCAUUGUAGACUAGCAGAGCGCUUGCUACAUUUAAGUGAAGACCUCUUCUUCUAUGUUGCCUGCAGAUGGUUGGUGCAUGUUCUUAGCAGGCCUCUAAAGUUUCCUGCUCUAAAACUGCUGGCACAGCUUUUGAAGUUUUGGGACUGCACCCUCUCACAGAAAGCGAGAAACAUUUGUUAUCUCUAUUUCGAAAGGGAUUUUCCUUAUGCUACAAGUGUUAAAAUAACAAUGUAGCCUUAAUGAACUUUGUCUGCCAGGUUUCCCUGCCAGUAGUUCAUGUAGAUUUUUCUUUUGCAUGGAGCAGAAAAAGUCUAAAGAAAGAAGACAUGGUUCAAUGGGCAAACCUUCCCAAUCCCCAGCGUCUCCCUCCAACACCAGAACAUCACUUCUACAAAUGAAAACAAAAACCUGUAUUAGCAGCCAUAACCCUGUCAACAGUAACUCAAAGCCAUUCAAAGCGCCCAAAGACAAUCUACUUACCUCCAACAACAAGCAACACGCGGUGUUCUCUUCAAAAGUGUCAAGAGACAAACCAUGCGGUCCUGUUCCUGUAGUGAGCCUCGAGAAAAUCCCAAAUCUUGUAAAAGCAGAUGGUGCCAAUGUUAAAAUGAAUUCCUCCACUAACUCCUCUUCAGCAGCAUCUUCAGCAUCCUCCCUAGCAAAACAGUCUGUGGUCACAAAACCUGUACCCCCUUCACCGGAAAAGAUCCUCAAUGGGAAAGGAAUAUCAUCUUCAGACAAAAAGCAUCAAAAUGGUACCAAAAGUAGUAACAAGCCUUACAAACGAAUUUGUGAAAGAGAAUUUGACCCAAAUAAGCACUGUGGAGUACUGGAUCCUGAGACUAAGAAGCCGUGUACAAGGUCUCUCACAUGCAAGACACAUACACUGAACCACAGACGAGCAGUUCCAGGUCGUAAGAAACCAUUUGACAUUCUCCUAGCUGAACACAAGGCUAGAUCAAGAGAUAAAGAGGUAAUAAAAGACAAAGAUCAUCCACAGAACUCAAGAGAAACGCAUCAAAACCAGCCUGCGGCAACGCAAGAACAGUCGUCAGGGUCGUCUGCCAGCUCUGCUCCGGAACCAAAAGUGACAUCACCUGCAAAAGCCCGACCACCCAAUUCUGUCCUACCUAGACCUUCUUCUGCAAAUAGCAUGAACAGCUCAAGUUCAUCAAACCACAGUGCUUUUGUGCCAGAGCCUGCUGUACAUCCUGCCGCAGGGGAUCUGGCCAGUCGGCUUUCCAGUGAUGAAGGGGAAAUUGAAGGUGUUGAAGAGACCGAAAAAUUAGACUGUUACUACUCUGGACAUCACCCUAAACCUCUUGCGUUUUGCUCAUUCGGAAGCCGUUUGAUGGGAAGAGGGUACUAUGUGUUUGAUAGACGGUGGGAUCGGUUUCGGUUUGCAUUAAAUUCCAUGGUGGAGAAACACUUGAAUUCACAAAUGUGGAAAAAAAUUCCUCCAGCCGCAGAUAGUCCUAUGCCUUCUCCAGCAGCACAUAUGAACAGCCCUUUUCCUGCAUCUGUUCUGCAGCCCUUCAGCAGUCCUAGUUCUGUAUACCUGCCUUCCCCUCCCACCAACUCCAGAACCACCUCCUCAUAUAUAUUAUCAAAUGCGUCCUUUGUUUCAACAUCGGACACAAAUUCUGUUACAUCACACACGACAGCUUUUUCCCAUGUUGCACCCACUCUGAAUAUUCUGGACUCUACUUUCAAGGCCCCUUCUGCUGUUUCCCCUGUACCAACCACCAGUCCUUCACCAUCACAUAAGCCACCAAAAUCUAAACCUGGAAAAUCGUCAAAAGCAAAAGACCUGUCUUCACGGAGCGAUGAGCCUUCAAGUAACAAAAAGAAAAAGCCUCAGACGCCUUCUUCCACCUCUUCCUCCUCAUUACCUUUACAGACCUCCUCCUCAUCUACGUUUUCAGGGUCCCACAAGAAAAACUGCGUUUUGAACUCUAGUGCUACAAUAAACUCUUAUCAGACGACUUCUUCCUAUAAUAGUGUGUCUGUGCACAAUGCAAACAAUGGAACAAGCCCAAUCAGUGCCAAACUGGAAUCACCAGUAAGGACUUCUUUAUCUGGUAGCUCAACAGACUCUAUAAAACACAUGAGCAUGGUUGUUAGCAGUAUUGACUCGAGCCUGUCAGUGUCUUCCCUGGUGCACCAUCCUGGGGAGCACACAUUGGCAGUGCACAAUGCAGUGUCCUCACUGCCACUUCCCUUUGACAAAUCUGAAGGGAAAAAGCGUAAAAACUCUAGUGCAAGCAGUAAGGCCUGUAAAAUCACUAAAAUGCCUGGAAUGAACAGUGUUCACAAAAAGAGCACCCCCAACCUUAUAUCUUCUGUGCCAGAUACCCCAAAUAGCUCCAUGUCUCGGCAGAUGGGGAAAAGUAGCAGUGUAGCUUUGUCACAAUCUACUCCUUCAAGUACAUCAAAUCCUGUACACAACAAGCAAAAGACUUCGAAUCGUGCUGGCAGGAUAAGAACACUUCCAUGACACUGGGAGAAUAUUGGACGAUUACUUUGAGAUCUCAGCAGCCCGUCAAGCUAUUCACUUGUAGUGCGCAAGGACAAUGUCGCCUUUCAUAACUACAUGACGGAGACGUGUUAGUCUAAAGUUUACAUAACCAAACUGGGUGUUUUCGCUUUGUCACUUAGUUGGUGUAUUACUUUUCCUGUAGAAAUCCUUCUCGAUCUCAAGGGUAUUUUAGGAGAAAAGCAAAAUCUGCCUUGAAACCCUUUCUUCCUCCUCCCCAGCUUCUGCCAGUAAAAAGGUCACAUCAGCAAUGUCUGUACGUACUUAUGUUUCCUCUUUUCUUUACCACUAUGAGUUUCUUUAGAUUUGUUUUAUUACACAUCCUGCAGCAGAGAAAAUAUGGUUCUCAAUGGCAUCAUCAUAAAUGAAUCCGAAACUACAAAACCCACGUGGAUUGUCACAGAUUUCCGCUAGAGGUCUAUUUGUUUGGAAAUGUUGAAUUCACAGCAAUGUAAUGUAUAGUAGCUUACUUUGUGAUGGGAGAUGUUCUGCUACGCAGUGUUCUUCACAUUAUAAUGUUUUCUGUAAUCCAAGACAGAGUUGUGAACCAGUGUUCUUCAUUUUAUGAAGUCUUCCGCAAUUUCUUAUGUCACCAAUUCCUUGGAUAUAGUAUUAGGCAAAUAAAAAAAGCAAAAGUCAGGAAUUUAGGUAUGAGUGGGAACAGUGAUACUGGAGGCUCCAGGAGGCCGAGGGAGGUUAAGUAAAGUCUUUUUUGGUCUGUCUAAGGCAGCCUGGCCAUUUUUUGUUUGUUUAGUAAAAAACCUUUUCGCUGGACAACCCAUUUAAUAUCCCACAUACAGCAAUUUGCUACUUGUAGAACAUUCACUUGCAGAACAUCUCCCAUAUGGAUGAUCAAUUCCAGGCAAACAGCUACAGUGGUGGAAACUAACUUCACUUUUGGAACAGAAAUUCUGUUCUCAUGCUAUGAUGGUUAUACAGGUAUGAAGGAAGAGUGAGCGAACAGGUCUGGUGACAGUACUGAAACAAGCUAUUUAUUGAAAUUUCAAAUGUAGACCCUGGUCCUCAAGCCCUUUAGUAAGAAAAGGAAUGGUUUAAACAGAUUAAUAUAUUAGGAAGUUGAAUAGUGCUCCUUCCUUGGUGUAUUCUUUAUCAUUCUAGGUUAUCAUAUGUGCUGCAUAUACUAUUACAAAUAUAAGCAUCUUCAUCACCAACACAACAGAGAUCAUGAUUUAGUUAAGUGCAGACCUAGUGUAAUUUUUUUGAUUGACAUCUGUCAUGCAUCCCACUCAAAGUUUACUUAAGGCUCCAUUCACACUUUGUUAAUUGUCCAUGUCGCAGGUAUACCUUGAGAUAUUGCCAAAAAGGUGUGCUGCCUCAUAACAAAGCUGUGAAGGGCCAGGUUACUUUAAUUGGCCAAAUGUAGUUUGCUAGGGGCCAUAUUUUGGCCAUUUCUGAAUGUGUUCUUUUAUUCUUUUUGUGAGACUCAAAAUCAUAGUCGGUUUCGCUUUUGAGACCUACUAAAAAAGUAUUGAAAUGGUAAAAGAAAUCUUCAGCUCACCUCCCACUGGUCUUGCACGGAUCCUCAGCAUGGCCUGGCCUGGUACGUAUUGUAGAGAAGAAAGAUAUUCUAGAUCCAGC